Molecule: messenger RNA, 651 nt
Organism: Helobdella robusta
Lineage: Eukaryota; Metazoa; Annelida; Clitellata; Rhynchobdellida; Glossiphoniidae
Exons: 2
Coding region: 1-651 (216 amino acids)
Source: RefSeq, a predicted model, not a curated record
AUGUUCAUAGUGCUUGUGUGCGUAUGUCUCGUCAUCACCUUCCUUUGCUGUCUGCAUCACUGGGACAGCAAAAGAAUGGACCCAGCAAGCACCCUCUCCAUAAAAACUGCAGUCGUUCAUCAUUCGGGCCACGCGCAACAUCAACUUCAACUGCAUUUAAAACAUCAACAACAGAAAGAGAUAACAAAAGUACAAAAAAUUGAACAGAGACAACACCAAUUAGAGAAACAUUUGCAGCGACAACCAUUCGAUAAUUUUUCCACUAAUUAUUCUGAACAUUGCGGUGAAUUCAACUCAACAAAAUAUUCCACUCCCCAUUUUACUGAUCCUCAUCAGCCACCCAAAACACCUCAAAACAAAUGCUGGAUACCAGCGUGUGAAAUGUGUUGUGAGGCUACACAAAUAUGCGCACCCGAUCAUCCACCUCUGUCUCUCCAAAAGAAAAAAAAUUUAACAAAACAGAAAGUUGUUAGUUCAACAAAUAUAGUGAGAAAGAAAAUAAAUAAGUGGUUGAAGAGCAAUCGAAGCACAAAAGUGAAUGGUUCAUUGGUUGAUCCAACAGAAAACAGGAUGUCGGGUCUAACUACCGUCAGUUUGAAAUACGGCCAAGAAGACAAGAACAAUGUAUUCUAUCUAUCCCCGUUCAAUUAA